AUUGGAUAAUCCCAGUUGUCAAUUUCUGUUUGGUUCAAAUUGAACACCCAAUAGAGAAAGUAAUAAUUGGCUGCCAUUGCCUAUGGCUCCCUGCUGUUUAUUCAUCUCUAACUCUUCAUCAAAAACUCCAAAAAUGGAGACUGUGAUUCUUCCCUGUAAAUCAAUAUUUCCAACAAUUUCAGAAUUGCCCCAAAACUUUCAUCCUAAACCCAAAACUCCCAUCAACUUUUCACCUCAAGAACCAAGAAUCACAGAUAACCAUUUGAAUUAUCUCUUGAAAAAUGGGAGUCUCAGUGAAGCUAUAACAGCUCUUGAAUCCAUUUCACAAUAUGGGUAUAAGGUAAAAUCUGAAACUUUUUCAAGACUUAUUGAAUCUUGUAUCAAUGAAAAGUCACUGAAUUUAGGUCGUAAGCUUCAUGAAAAGAUGGAAUAUUUAUUGGAAAAAAUUGACCCUUUUAUUGAAACUAAAUUAUUAGGUAUGUACUCGAAAUGUGGGUCGUUUCAAGAAGCAUAUCAACUGUUUGAUAAAAUGUCUCAAAGGGAUUUAUUUGCUUGGUCUGCUAUGAUUGGUGCUUGUUCGAGGGAGAGUAGGUGGAGUAAAGUUAAGGAACUUUUUUAUAUGAUGAUGGGGGAAGGCAUUGUGCCUGAUAGUUUUUUGUUUCCGAAGAUUUUACAAGCAUGUGCGAAUUGUGGGGAUGUUGAGAGUGGGAUGUUGAUUCAUUCGAUAGUGAUUCGAUGUGGGAUGGGGUGUGAGAUUCGUGUGAAUAAUUCACUUUUAGCUGUUUACGCGAAAUGUGGGUUGUUAGGUUGUGCGGAGAGGCUUUUUGAGAGUAUGGAGAUGAGGGAUACGGUUUCUUGGAAUUCGAUUAUAAUGGCGUAUUGUCAUAACGGAGAGAUUGUUGAGGCGCGGAGGUUGUUGAAUUUGAUGAGUGUUGAAGGCGUAGAACCAAGUUUGAUUACGUGGAAUAUAUUGAUUGCGAGUUAUAAUCAGUUGGGCAGGUGUGAUGAGGCGUUGGAGGUUAUGAAGGAGAUGGAGGGUAAUGGGAUAAUGCCGGAUGUUUUUACUUGGACUUGUCUGAUUUCAGGUUUGGCUCAACAUAACAGGAACGGUCAGGCAUUACAAUUGUUCCGGGAGAUGAUUUUGAAUGGAGUUACACCAAGUGAAGUAACACUUACAAGCAUAAUUUCAGCUUGUGCGUCUCGUAAGGACCUGAGGAAGGGAAGAGAGCUUCACUCUUUGGCUGUUAAGUUUGGAUUUGAUGGAGAGGUAAUUGUUGGGAAUGCUUUGGUUGACUUAUAUUCCAAGUGUGGUAAACUCGAAGCUGCUCGUCUGGUCUUUGAUACGAUCCCAGAUAAAGAUGUAUACAGUUGGAAUUCCAUGAUUGGAGGGUACUGCCAAGCUGGGUAUUGUGGAAAAGCCUAUGAUCUUUUUAUGAAGAUGCAUGAGUCUGAGGUAUCACCUGAUGUAAUCACGUGGAAUGUUCUCAUUACAGGACACAUGCAAAAUGGUGAUGAGGAUCAAGCAUUGGAUCUUUUCCGGAGGAUGGAAAAGGAUGGGAGCAUUAAGCGGGACGCUGCCUCAUGGAACGCUCUCAUUGCUGGCUAUUUGCAAAAUGGACAGAAAGAAAAAGCAUUAGGUAUAUUCCGGAAAAUGCAGUCAUUUGGUUUUAAGCCCAACGCAGUUACCAUUUUGACCAUCCUACCAGCUUGCGCAAACCUGAUUGCUGCAAAGAAGGUGAAGGAGAUCCAUCGUUGUGCUUUGCGUUGGAAUCUGGAAAAUGAGCUCUCUGUUGCUAAUUCUCUUAUAGACACAUACUCCAAGUCUGGGGGUAUAAAAUACUCAAGAGCAAUAUUUGAUGGGAUGUCAACCAAAGAUAUCAUUUCUUGGAACACCAUGAUUGCUGGUUAUGUUUUACACGGCUAUUCCAGUGAGGCAAUAAAGCUAUUUGAUCAAAUGAAAAAGGCAGGGCUUAAACCAAAUAGGGGUACUUUCUCCAGUGUGAUUUCAUCUUAUGGUCUAGCCAAAAUGGUUGAAGAGGGGAAACGUAUAUUCUCUAGCAUGACUCAGGAGUAUCGGAUUUUACCUGGUCUAGAACAUUGUGUGGCUAUGGUUAAUUUAUAUGGCCGCUCAGGUGAACUUGAAGAAGCAAUUGAUUUUGUAGACAAUAUGACCAUGGAGCACGAUAUUUCCUUAUGGGGUGCAUUGUUGACCGCUUCUCGCGCGCAUGGUAAUUUGAAUUUAGCUAUCCAUGCUGCGGGACAAUUAUUCAAACUGGAUCCUGGAAACGUAAUGAUUUAUCAGUUACUUUUACAGUUAUAUGUACUAAGUGGGAUUUCUGAAGAGUCAGUAACAGUGACACGACCUAAAAAAAGAAAUCAUCAUGAAGAAUCUCUUAGUCGGAGCUGGACUGAGAUCGACAAUGUGGUCCAUGCUUUUGCUUCAGGUCAACAAAGUGAUUCUGAGGUUCCAGAUUCUUGGAUAAAAAGAAAGGAAGUAAAAAUGAAGGGAUCCAGUUCUUGUAGUAGGCAUUGCAUCAAAGAAGAGGAGAACGAGGAUAUUACUAGAGUUCAUAGUGAGAGACUUGCACUUUCUUUUGCGCUCAUUAACCAUCCUCAAUCAUCUCAAGUGAUACGAAUUGUUAAGAACCUCAGAAUGUGUGAGGAUUGCCACAGAACUGCCAAAUUUGUUUCUCAGAAAUAUGAACGUGAAAUAUAUGUACAUGACUCGAAGUGCUUGCAUCACUUUAAAGAGGGUAAUUGUUCCUGUGGUGAUUAUUGGUAGGUGGUGGCCAUGAACAGUCAUUUUUACUGCAGACAAGUCUCCUCUUCUCCAAGGAGUUGAUCGAUCUGCUGUUUUCUGGAGAAAAGUUUUGCGUGAGGUAAAGAGGAUCCUCUUUGACAAUGUAUAGAUGAUGGUGCAAAUGGUAACACACUCAUAUAUUGUAUGGCUGUAAAUAUGAAGAUUCUUUGUUUGGUCAGAUCUUGUAAAUGGUCGAGAGAAACUUGGAUUACGACAAUAGUUCAUAGGUUCUGUAUCAAAUUGUACAAAUGUUAAAAGAGUUAACCUUUCUUCUUACCAAGUGUUCAUCUGAAAUCAUGUUUCCCUUCCUAACCGUGCGAGAAUUGAACUAGCCUUUGGGGUGCGAGAAUUGAACUAGCCUUUGGAUUGGCAUCCCCAAGGGUGUGGCCUAGCAGUUAAAGUGAAGUAAGAAUGUUAUAUAACCCGCUGGAAUGAGGGUGGUUUGCUUACAUGCUUGGUGUCAA
Capsicum annuum is the source of this 3264-nucleotide messenger RNA. Its product is annotated as pentatricopeptide repeat-containing protein At1g19720. The coding region runs from base 83 to 2782 and encodes 899 amino acids. Gene Ontology annotation, biological process: RNA modification. Gene Ontology annotation, molecular function: RNA binding; zinc ion binding; protein binding. The record is from RefSeq and is a predicted model, not a curated record. Lineage: Eukaryota; Viridiplantae; Streptophyta; Magnoliopsida; Solanales; Solanaceae. The transcript has a single exon.